Xenia sp. Carnegie-2017 is the source of this 731-nucleotide messenger RNA. RefSeq lists its product as uncharacterized. Lineage: Eukaryota; Metazoa; Cnidaria; Anthozoa; Malacalcyonacea; Xeniidae. Bases 114 to 581 code for a protein of 155 amino acids. The transcript is spliced from 4 exons. The record is from RefSeq and is a predicted model, not a curated record.
GUCUGAGUUCAUAAAUGAAGUGAUAUGUUACCAGAAGGUACACACCAUCACGAGGUCUAGCAUUGAUCAGUUUGCGAGGAAAACGUUGGGAAAAUUAACACGAACAAUUUAAGAUGAAUACACCGCUACUGGCAUCGUUCUUGUUGAUAUUUUAUCCUUUGGUUUGUGAUUCGGCAACAUCGAAAGAAAUUAAAUUGGAAAAAACACUCAAAGGCAUACUUGACAAAAUUUACACACUUGGUAUGGAGGUGGGAAAGGGUGAAGAAAUUGUGAAAUUCUAUACAGAGAACUGUGUAUUGAUUAAUCAAGGUGUUCCGGCAAUAAAUGGCAAAGCAGAGUUGUUACAUCUCUACAAAACCGUUUUUAAUAGAACAACAAUUAUUAAAAAGGUUAACGUUUUUAUGGACGACGUUUAUGACAUGGGAGACAUUGUUACUCUUAGAUACCACGCGACCAACCAUAUAGCAGAUUGCAGUGCCCUUUACACUACUCGACUAAUCAUCGUUUGGAAAAAGAUCAAGGGCAAAUACUUGAUUCACAAUCAAGUUUCAAAUGAGCGAGAGAACAUGUGUCCUAAAUGAUUGUUAAACUCAGCAUUGGAGGAAACAAGACACUACUUUUAUUUGUCUUAUUACUAAAUUUCUAGAUAAAAUGAGCUUUGAAGACCAUAACCGUUGUAGACUUUCAUUUUGAAACAUAUUUAUUACAAAAUUUUCUUGUCUCCGUCUAAA